Abrus precatorius (Indian licorice) is the source of this 1435-nucleotide messenger RNA. RefSeq names its product alpha/beta hydrolase domain-containing protein 17C-like. NCBI's taxonomy places the organism in Eukaryota, Viridiplantae, Streptophyta, Magnoliopsida, Fabales, Fabaceae. Bases 259 to 1140 code for a protein of 293 amino acids. The record is from RefSeq and is a predicted model, not a curated record. The transcript is spliced from 6 exons.
AGCAGUUCCAGCUCACCCGCUUAGGUCGGAUCCAUUUUCUGCCACUCUUCACUUUCCUCCUUCGGUUUCGUCAGAAGCCACUUCCAACAUCCAACACCCAACACCCAACACCCAACACCCAACACCCAACACCUUUCUAUCGUCCCAAGAUAAGAACAACGGCCCAGAAAUUCUUCACCUCUCUCUCCGGCGUCGUGGUUUUGGUGAUGCUGGAAUAAAAAAACACUGGAGAAAGCGCGUGCAUUUGGUGAAUGAUAAAUGGGGAAUGUGACGGGAACAGUGGCUGCCAAAUUCGCGUUUUUCCCGCCAGAGCCACCAACGUACGAGGUUUACAGAGAGGAGGAUGGGAGGGUGGUGUUGUCGGGUGUCGCCGCCGACAAAAACGUCGACGUUCAUAUUCUUGACACAAAGGGUGGCAACAAGAUCGUUGCCACCUUGUGGAAACACCCUUUUCCCAGGUUCACCUUCUUGUACUCUCAUGGAAAUGCCGCUGACUUGGGUCAGAUGCACGAGCUCUUCAUCGAGCUCAGAGCUCACCUUCGUGUCAAUAUCAUGAGCUAUGACUAUUCAGGGUAUGGAGCAUCUACAGGUAAGCCAUCUGAGUUCAACACUUAUUACGACAUAGAGGCUGUAUAUAAUUGUUUGAAGAGUGAAUAUGGAGUCAAGCAAGAAGAUUUGAUUUUGUAUGGUCAAUCGGUUGGAAGUGGACCCACACUACACUUGGCUUCGAAGUUGCAGAAGUUGAGAGGGGUUGUUCUUCACAGUGCAAUCCUUUCUGGGAUAAGGGUCUUGUACCCUGUCAAGAUGACAUUUUGGUUUGACAUAUUUAAAAAUAUAGACAAAAUUCGGCAUGUCAACUGUCCAGUGUUCGUUAUACAUGGAACAAAUGAUGAUAUUGUUGAUUGGUCUCAUGGAAAGCGAUUAUGGGAACUCUCCAAGGAAAAAUAUGAUCCCUUGUGGGUUAAGGGUGGGGGGCAUUGCAACCUUGAAACAUUCCCGGAAUACAUCAAGUACUUGCGCAAGUUCAUUAAUGCAAUGGAGAAACUCUCAAUCACAAAACAGACAAACAAACAACUCACUCAAAAUCCUAGUAUUACUGAAUCCAGACAUAACAAAUGCUUAAGAUUUGGCAAAAAAUAGCUCCAUCUUUUUAAGGUUUUGGUUUGGAUGUAGGAAAUCAGAAUCAUGGUUUGAUUCAAGGCUGAGCCCGACCACAAUAGUAACCAUGCUACUUUGAUUCAUAGAUUCAUGAUUUGGCAGCUAAUCAAUACAUUAGAAUUAAAGAAUGUCUAAUACCCUAACACCCCUUUUGAUCAAAAUCCUGUUUGAGAUAGCCAUAGCCCAGAAUUCCCAAGUGGUGCUUGCAGUAGUUAAUUAUGAUGUAUUUGAUUUGGAUUUCUGCCAAAAGUUGUCGAGUUUAUGUAUAGACCACAUC